CUUCGCCCCCUCCCCCCCCCUCCUCCCGGGCCUCGGGCGAACACCCCUGGCCCCGACGCCGUCGGCGACGGGGACGACGCCUUCUCCUCCAUGGCGCCGAGCCGGGAGAGCAGCCCGGGGCGGCGCACGGUCUCGCCGCUCUGCCAGCAGCUUGUCGUGCCCGAGAGGUCCAAGCUGCAGUGCGUGCUGCCGGACACCGUGACCGGCACCAGGCAGGACCUGGUCGUGAGUGUGUGCAGUGUCGCAGCGCGCGGCGGCUUGCCCCUCUUCCAGGCGCGGGUGGCCGAGCAGGGGCGGAACGCAGGCAUCCACCUGGAGACCCUGGGCGGCGAGGAGCGGCUGGCCUUCUUGUCCACCCAGGAGCUGUGGGUCCAGCCGCAGGGGCGGGAGCCGCGGAUGGAUAUCGCGAAGGCCUCCGGGGUGAAGUACGCAGCCAUCAUGAAGGGCGAGGGGGUCUACACGGUUACGAGCAAUCUGGGCCCGCUGAUGGUCUUCAGCGGCGACUUCCAGAGGCACGACGUAGAGGUGCGGGACGGGCAGGGCCAGGUGCUGGCCGAGGUGAACCCUGGCAGCGGCAGCGUCGCAGGCUACGUGGUGACCGUCUUCCCCUGCGUGGACUCCGGCCUCGUCAUCCUGGGCCUGCUCGCGAUCGACAAGCGGGAGCGGCACGCACACGCUUGAGCCACCCACCCGCCACUCCUGCUCAUGCUCAUUUCCCCUCCCCUCCCUCUCCUGUCUUCUCCUUCCCCUCCCCUCUGCUGGCAAGGCCCCAGCGAGAGCCGCACUCUUCGGAUGUUUCCAGAAGUGUCCAUGUCCCAGGAUACAAUUUGCACGUACAUGAGUUUUCGAUGGUCCACGCGACAUUUCUUAUGUAUGUGCUGGACCCCACUGGCUGCGCUUCUGGCGCCAGCGCUCACUCACUCAUGCGCCUCGCAUGGAACUCCAAGACGAAUGUCCUGCGCAGUAUCAAAGACGAUGAAUGCUUGCACCCGCCUCUCUCAUGGAGUUCAGGAGGAACCGCGCUUUUGUGCACUUCGCGAUUGCACCCGCGGUUCACCCGCAACUCCCGGCAGCGGGAGGAGCGGCAGGGAUCGGCCGCACGGUGCGCCCCGCCAGCGGGCCGCCGGAGGCGUGUCGGACUCGACACGUGUGUCAGCAGCCGCGGCGGGCGAACCGAAGCCGGCGCUGCACCCGUUUCUGUGGGGGGAGUGAAAAGGGG
Prorocentrum cordatum is the source of this 1219-nucleotide messenger RNA. The record is from the annotation of a GenBank genome assembly. NCBI's taxonomy places the organism in Eukaryota, Dinophyceae, Prorocentrales, Prorocentraceae.